Molecule: messenger RNA, 3379 nt
Organism: Fusarium verticillioides 7600
Lineage: Eukaryota; Fungi; Ascomycota; Sordariomycetes; Hypocreales; Nectriaceae
Product: 6-phosphofructokinase
Exons: 3
Coding region: 224-2575 (783 amino acids)
Biological process (GO): canonical glycolysis; fructose 1,6-bisphosphate metabolic process; fructose 6-phosphate metabolic process
Cellular component (GO): cytoplasm; mitochondrion; 6-phosphofructokinase complex
Molecular function (GO): 6-phosphofructokinase activity; ATP binding; AMP binding
Source: RefSeq, a predicted model, not a curated record
UCUUCUCUUCUCCUUAUCUUCCUGUAAGUAUCGUGCUCUCCCUAAUUGUGUGCCCUCGUUUCUCAUCAUAUACACUUUUAGAGCUACACUAUCUGCCCCGCCGCGCUUUUUCCUUCUCCGGACGGCUACGCAAUAUCCCAAACUUACUUCAACUCGGUUCUGGCAAACCUUGAAUCGAGUCAUCACUCCCAAGCGUUCUUCCUAUAUUUCCGAAUUCACCAAAAUGGCCCCAAAGAAGAAGAUCGCCGUUAUGACUUCGGGAGGUGACUCCCCAGGCAUGAACGCUGCUGUCCGAGCUGUUGUGCGCAUGUCCCUUCACAUGGGUUGCGACGCCUACUGCGUCUACGAGGGAUAUGAGGGUUUGGUACAGGGAGGCGACUUCAUCCGACAGAUGCAGUGGAACGAUGUCAGAGGCUACCUCUCUGAGGGUGGUACACUUAUUGGUACUGCUCGAUGCAUGGCUUUCUACGAGCGUCCUGGUCGGUUAACGGCCGCCAAGAACAUGGUUCUUUCUGGCAUUGAUGCUCUGAUCAUCUGCGGUGGUGACGGCUCCUUGACUGGCGCUGACAAGUUCCGAGCUGAGUGGCCUUCUCUCCUGGAAGAGCUCGUUUCCAAGGGAGAGCUGUCUACAGAACAAAUAGUACCUUAUAAGCAUCUCAACAUUGUCGGUCUCGUCGGCUCCAUCGACAAUGAUCUCACAGGAACCGAUGCAACCAUUGGUUGCUACUCAGCACUCGCCCGUAUUUGCGAGAUGGUCGAUUACGUCGAAGCGACUGCCUCUUCACACUCUCGUGCUUUCGUCGUCGAAGUCAUGGGCCGGCAUUGUGGUUGGCUGGCCCUCAUGGCCGGUGUCGCAACUGGUGCAGACUUUGUCUUUAUUCCUGAGAGGCCUCGUGAGCAUGAUUGGCAGGAAGAUAUGAAGGUCGUUGUGCGAAGGCAUCGAGACCUUGGAAAGCGCAAGACCAUUGUCAUUGUCGCUGAAGGAGCCCGCGACAAGGACGGCAACAAGAUCGGCGCCGAAGAAAUCAAGAACAUCCUAGCCGACAAGAGUGAGGGCGGUCUUGCUCUUGAUACACGUAUUACCACCCUCGGCCACGUCCAACGAGGCGGUACUGCCGUCGCAUACGACCGAAUGUUGGCUACCCUGCAGGGUGUUGAAGCCGUCAAGGCUGUCCUUGAAGCUACACCAGAGACUGAGACUCCUUUCAUCGCUAUUAACGAGAACAAGAUUGUUCGCAAGCCUCUAAUGCAAGCUGUUGCCGAAACCAAAGAGCUCGCCAAGGCUGUUGACGCCAAAGACUUCGAGAAGGCCAUGUCCCUUCGUGAUGCCGAGUUCGCCGACCAAUGGGGCUCGUAUAUGUUGACCACAAACGUCAUGGUUGACGAUUCCAAGCUGCCUGAGAAGGACCGUAUGCGAAUUGGCUUCAUCAAUGUUGGUGCCCCUGCCGGUGGCAUGAACGCUGCAGUACGUGCUGCUGUUGCGUACUGUCUUUCCAAGGGCCACGAGCCUCUGGCUAUUCACAACGGUUUCGCUGGAUUCGCACGACAUCACGAUGACAAGCCUAUCGGCGCUGUCCGCCCAUUCGACUGGCUCGAGGUUGACGGUUGGGCAAGCAAGGGUGGUUCCGAAAUUGGUACAAACCGAGAGCUUCCUGGCGAGUCUGGCAUGGAGUUGAUCGCCAACCUGAUCGAGGAGCACCACUUUGAUGCUCUAUUCCUUGUUGGUGGUUUCGAGGCCUUCCACUCCGUUUCACAAAUGCGCAAGGCCAGGAAGGAAUACCCUUCUCUGUGCAUUCCCAUGGUUAUUCUCCCCGCCACCAUCUCCAACAACGUUCCCGGAACCGAGUAUUCUCUGGGCUCAGAUACCUGCUUGAACGAGCUUGUCAAUUACUGUGACAAGAUCAAGCAAUCAGCGUCUGCUACCCGUCGUCGUGUCUUCGUUAUUGAGACUCAGGGUGGUCGCUCAGGCUACAUCGCUACCCUGGCUGGCCUGGAUGUCGGUGCCUCCGCUGUCUAUAUCCCCGAGGAAGGCAUCUCUCUUGAGAUGCUCAACUCCGAUGUUAACCACCUCAAGGAGGUUUUCAAGAAGGACAAGGGCCAGUCCCGUGCUGGACGCCUGAUCCUCGUAAAUGAGAAGUCCAGCAAGGUCUACAAUGCCAAGCUCAUUGCGGACAUCAUCCGUGAAGAGGCUCACGACCGGUUCGAGAGCCGAGAGAGUAUUCCUGGUCACGUCCAACAGGGUGGUGUUCCUUCUGCUAUGGAUCGUUGCCGAGCUGUUCGUCUGGCCAUCAAGUGCAUCCAACAUCUUGAGGGCUUUGGACGUAACGCUCACAACCACGUCAAGAGGGACCCCAAGAGUGCCUCUGUCAUUGGUAUUCAAGGCUCCGAGGUCGUGUUCAACGCAAUGGAGGAGCUGGAGGAGCACGGCACAGAUUGGCCCAACCGAAGACCUGCGACUGCCCACUGGUUGGGCCUGUCAGAGGUAGUAGAUAUGUUGGCUGGCCGUCCUGAUUACCCUAAGCCGGAGAAGAGCUUGACAGGGUUGAUCGCAAAGGACACAAAACGUGGUCUGUAGAGGGGCGUCAUUUUUUGGCUAUAAGGACAUUUUCAGAUUGACGUUACCUCAUUUUUCUCCCACCUUUAUUCUUAAUGGUAGCUCAGUAUGAAUGAAAUCAGUUUUAGGCGUUCAAGCAAAAUUAUCUUUGGUACGUUGGUCUUGAAUGACACUCUUGUUUAUAUGUUCUUUUUGUAUCCCUCCAUCUGUAGUGCUUUCUUGGAUAAGUAGCAGAAAUAGCCCAAGUAAGGAAUACUGUAUAGGAAUUUUCGACAAAUAAUGAGCCUUCAUGCGCCUGUAGAAGUGUCAUUACUGGAUUUGAUCUCAUCAUCAACGGAUUGAAAAGGGCACAACACCCCGAAGCACUUCCAGCAUAGUUAAAGUCGACAAGAAGUAGUUGGUAGGCAAAUUCGUAUUCAAGCGGUCUGCAAAGUACCCGUGCUUGAGUAAGAUGCUGCCGACUGAGAUACUGGACAAUGAGUUGCUGUCAAUACUCCUGGACGAGUCAUGAGAUACAUGAUCCCGGCUACAUCUAUCCUACGGUGCGAGUGAGACCUUACUCUUUGUAGUUCUCUUCUAUUGCCGGAAGGGAUCAUGAAGAGGAGAUGGGCGUUGUGGCUCCUCCGGCCGAUACUCACGUAGCCGGAAAUUGUUUACAAUGGCCAGGAAAUCCCAGCAGCAUAGGUACUUCUUUUAACUCCAUAUAUUGAUCCUCAAAGUGUUUACUGAGGAUAAUUUAUGCAGUUAAUUGCUAAUAUCCAUAGCUUAUUGACAUCUGGUGCAGGGUACGCUCUAGUUUAAAGAGCAUGUAUAACUACUUCAGGA